UCGAUAAGUUAUGUUAUGAAUUUUUUUAUAAAGAAAAGACAAAGUGCAAAUAAAAGCAUCCAGCCAAUCAUAUACGUCGAUACAUGGACAUUGGCACUACAUCCGGGUUAUCAGUAAAGGGGAAAGAGAUAUCAGCCAUUUUGGAAAAAAUAAUUGUUUUUGUGCUUCAUGUUUUGCAUGUUUACAUUAUACAUGUUUUGAAAUUUCCGUUUGGCAAAGGUUGCAAUGGCAGAAAACAACACUUGGACUUCAAAGAAAAUAUGCCGUGAAUAGUAUAAGCCUGGAGAGAUAACAAAAUGAAUGUGUUUUUCGAGGUCAAGCUUAUUCUGUUCUUGUUGCAGAUUGUGUCACUUCCAAUCAGUUAUGUUCGGAGUGAAAAUCCCGCUGUUUUACCUGUGUUAGAGUGUGAAAAAUAUGACCAUACAUGUGAUCCAGCAAAAGAAAAGUGUCAAACAGUGGACAGAUGUGUUCCACAUGGCCCAGAGGGAAAGGUUUCUUGUUAUGCCUCAUGGAGAAAUGGAACAGAUGGAUUCAAAAAUAUGAAAAAAGGAUGCUGGUUGAAUUCUGAAAACUGUCUGAAUGACACAGAGUGUAUUGAAAAUACACCAAACAGAGAAAUAUAUUUUUGUUGUUGCCAAAAGCCUAUGUGCAAUGGUCGCUUAACCUUGAGACCAGUUAUUAGUCCACCAACAACGACGUCUAGCUCCACGACCAAAGUUCGUGAAUCAGGGGAUGGCCAGUUGAUGCGUACAUUGAUGUAUUCUAUUGUACCGAUAUUAGGAACAGCUUUAUUAAUUGUAGUCAUUUUCUGGAUGUGGAGAUGGCAUCAGCGGCGAACAACAAUUUAUCAUGAACAGCUUCCUACAGCAGACCCCGCCCUGCUCAAUACACCAUGUGAUGAGGCAUUGCGACCUCUUCAACUUUUAGAGUUGCGUGCUAGAGGGCGUUUUGGGGCUGUAUGGAAAGCUCAGCUUAUCAGUGACUUUGUAGCAGUGAAGAUAUUUCCACUGCAAGAUAAACUUUCAUGGGUAUCAGAACACGACAUUUACGUUUUACCUCAAAUGAAGCAUGAAAACAUUUUGAAUUUUAUUGCUGUUGAAAAACGAGGUGAAAGUUUAAACACCGAACUAUGGCUCAUUACAGAGUUUCAUGAAUUGGGUUCUUUAUGUGACUAUUUAAAGUGUCACACCAUUACUUGGAGUGAAUUAUGCAAAAUUGCGGAAAGCAUGGCUAAAGGUUUAGCAUAUUUACAUGAUGAAAUUCCAGCUACAAAAGAUAAAUUAGCAAAACCUGCUGUUGCACACAGAGACUUUAAGAGUAAAAAUGUAUUAUUAAAAAGUGACUUAACUGCUUGUGUAGGAGAUUUUGGAUUAGCUCUUAAGUUUGAACCAGGAAUCAGUCCAGGAGAAACUCAUGGAUUGGUGGGUACAAGAAGGUAUAUGGCACCAGAAAUUCUUGAGGGAGCAAUAUGUUUUAAUAGGGAUGCCUUUUUAAGGAUUGAUAUGUACGCUUGUGGUCUGGUUUUAUGGGAGCUGGUAGCUCGUUGUUCAGCACGCGAUGGUCCUGUAGAGGAAUACAUUUUACCAUUUGAAGAAGAGAUAGGUGCUCAUCCUACACUUGAAGAGAUGCAGGAUAUGGUCGUUACCAGAAAAAUCCGACCAGCUAUUAAAGACAAUUGGCUCACUCAUCCAGGACUGGCAGCUCUCGUAUCUACGAUAGAGGAGUGCUGGGAUCAAGAUGCUGAAGCCAGAUUAUCGGCGGGUUGUGUCCAGGAACGCAUAUCUCAGCUAUCUCGUAAUGUUAAUGUAUCUACCUCCAUCAAUCAGAUGCCAGAUGUUGUAAUACCUCUCGAUAUGGACCUUCCUCCUAAAGAUAUAAGUAUAUAGACUGUUAGAAAUAAACACCGGACAUACUUAUUCUAAGACUAAAUACCAUUUCAUAUUGGUCUUGCGAUAUAUACACUCAGAACAUUUGUAUUCGCGGCUUAGAUAUCGCUUGUUUUUACAGAAUAAAUCAUGCGAAAUUGUCUUAUGAAAUAUUUUCCAAGACCCAAAGUGAAUUCAUCAACUGAUAUAUAGAUGAAUAAAACCUUGAAUUUGGAGGGUUUUUUUUUUAAGAUUUCACAAGACACUCUUCAAAACUGUUAUGUUAUGUAUGGACAAAUAAGAUUUCAAGUUAUAUUCUUUACUGUUCAUAAUCAUGAAAUCUGUCUGAAGUCUUUAACUCCCCCCAAAAUUUGAACUGAAUUAAUUUGCAUUUUUUAUUUUGCAUUGAAGAGUUGAUAGUAGAGUACUUGUACAAUGAACCUUGUAAUGUUCUACAAACUGUAAGACAUUGAUAACAAGGCUGAUAAGAGUAUUAUUAACCCAGACAUAUUUGUUGUAUACAUGUAUAUAUCAAACUUACAAAUACAUGUAUUUGUGUUUAGACAUCAUCGAUUAUCAUAGGGUUGUUUAAAACUUGACCACUUUUGAUUGAUUUUAAUUCUUCAACAUUUUGUUUGAAACAUUUUGCACUGUUCUUUAUAGGUUGUAAUUUGCGAUCACAUCUCUUAGAUUCAACAAAGUGAACUAAAUUUAUGCUAAAUGUUAUUGUUUUUAGAAAUGUAGAAUUGAGGUCUGUAAUUAUCACGACUCGUUUAUUUAACAGUAGCUUCAUAAACAGAUCAAUUUCAAUAAAUUUAAAACUACUAUGGUAAUAUUGAUUUAACUUUUUAGGUAUUAUAUACGUGUAUAAUUUGUUGUUGAUUUAGUAAACCUUCUGAUCUUCCGUUGUAAAUCAACAAAAUCUUUGGAAACUUUGACGCCCAGUUGGUCCACACAAUGACAGUUUUGGACAGAGAUGUUAUGGAUAUAGAGCUUUUGUUUUUAGGAACAACGCACUUCAAAAAAGCCCAAGACUCUGUCAAUUCAAGUUUGAUCAACCUGAAAUUUGACAUGCUUGUUUUUUUGGCAGUUUUGCAUUGAUUAUUGAUAUGACAUCAGACCCGUGUGUUUUAAGCAUUAGAUCUUUGUUGAUUUGACACAGAAUGAUCCAUUAUUUUUUUUUUACAUGUACAGGUUGUUAUAUUGAACUGUUGAACAGUUGGGGGUUUAUUUAGGUUUUAUUAAUGUAUAUUAAAGGCAGCUGUCAAUUCUAAACGUUUAAUUUCUGUUAAUUAAAAACUUUAUCAGACUUAAUGGUUUGAAUAUUACUUUGAUUAUAACUCUAGGCCUAUUUCUUGGAAGUUGUGCUAGAAAUAACAGUGACAUUAUUCAUGAAAACUUAAACUAAAAUAUUUUAAAGAUUCAUACUUUUGAUUGGCUAAAGGUUAAAAUCUUUGUAUAUACUUUAGCUCUAAGCCAAUAAAAAGUCUGUAUUUUUCAAAUACAUUAAAUUAAGUUUUGGUGAAUAAGAUCCCAGAUUUAUAAGAAUUUUGCUUUAGUAUAAAUAGUGUUCAGUUUUUAAGCUGGAGACUCAUGAAUAAUAAGAAUAAGCUGUAACUUUUAGCUAUUAUUGCACGUUAUUGAAUUCAGGUGAUAAUUUGGUUCUGAUAAUCUGUUUUGAAUUGACACAGUACAUUGUCCAUUUUGAAACAAACUAAAUAUCAAGCAAGGUGUGCCUAUUUAAUAAAAUGAAUUACUUAAUCAGGAACAAUUACAAUGAAUUUGACCUCGUUUGGCAUAUACAGGUAUCAACUAAUUCUCACUAUGCAUAGACUUACGAUAAAAUGGAGUGCCUCAUAAAAUCAUCAAUAUGAAAUUUUAUACAGUAACAAGAACUCUACAUAUAUCAAUCUUUUAUAAUGUUUACUGAUUAAUUAGCUUACUGUGCUCAAAAUAGUAACUAGUUUGCAUACGGUUGCAGUCCCUUGGGCACUUUGAUUACAGUUCCUGUGGCUACAUGACAAUGUACAUGUACAUGGCAUAGUGUUUGUAUUUAUGACCAACCAGAAAUCAAAACUGACAUCGCUAAGCAGUUUUUGUAUGUCUUCAACAGUGUCUUUAAUAGAUAUUGUUAGUGUUUUAAUCAUCUCAAUAAAAUGUUUGGUUUUUAAAAAUCAUGAGGUAUUUUAGUCUUUGCUGCCAUAAAAAAAAAAGAAAUUAGUUGUAUUUUGUUACCUGUUAAAUAUCUACAUGGCGGACAUCAUGAUAUAAAAUUAUAAUGUUUUACUUGACAAUCUAUUUGAUUUAGAUCUAUGUUUUGUAAAGAUUUAUCAUGAAAGACCAUGGAUGUACAUGUACCCUACACUAUCUGACCAUCUCUUAGACCUUAGCAAUUUAAACCCUCUAACCUAAGGGUCUUUUACAUUGAUGAGUGAAAUCAAUAUGAUUCUGUUCAAUAAAACAUUGUGAUUAAUUAUUUGUAGCUCUCAUCCUUAUUUUAAAAGGAAUUUUUGAUGUUGCCUUUUAGGUACAUCAACAAAAAGUCAAGUGUCAGAUCAUUUAGCAGUUUGUAAUCAUAAAUCAAGGUCCUCAAAUCUUUUUCUAUUUUAGAAUUUUCAUAGAUUUUGUUAAAAUUGUUAAAAAAAAAAAUCAAAGUGGUCUAUCUGCUAAAUCAUAAAGAAAUUCUUCGAAUUAGACAUUCAAAAUCCAUGUAUUUUAAAGACAGAUUUUUUUUUAUUUUAACUUAUGGCUAAGUACAGGUAAAUGGCAUCAAGUGAUUGUGACAGAUUUUGAUAUUUAUUUUAGAAUUUUCAUGGUAAAAUGGAUGACAGUGAGUCAACCUAGAUUGUAUUUGUUUAAAUACAGGGUUUUUUAAACUCCCGUUAUUCAUUAGUGUUUAACAUUGGUUUAUAAUUCAUUACCAUCUGCUUAGUUGUGCAGAUUAUUGUCAGGGGGUGGUAUUCAAGAAAACUUAAAUAUUUUGGAAGCUAUUGUAGUUUUGAAAAAUGAUUUUGGUACUUGAAUAUUAUUAUUGGCUGCCCAAAAUCUUUUGCUGUAAGCUGCGAUUCUUAAUGUCAUAAUUUUAUCGAUUAAUUUGAAAGAUGUGAAGACAAUUGUGGAUGCACCUGUUUCAUUGGCCAAGAACUAAAUACACGUUUUAGCUCUUGGCCAAUGGAAAAGCUGCAUACUUGAAGCAUUUUAGUCUUAAGUUUUCAUGAAUAAGUCUCCCAGAAACACAGCAACUUGCCUACCAAUUGUCAGCGUGAAUUGUUAGAUCUAUUUCACAUGGCCACCUGCAGAUUUUGUCAUAGCUUACAAGAUGUAAACAGGGCUAGCCCUAAUCCUAACCCAAGACCUAGCCCUAAGCCUUACCCUAACCCAUAAUCCUCGGCAACAAUCAUGUGCCGUAACCCUAUUUAUAUCUCGUGACCAUGGCUGUGUUAAAUAGAUCUAAGCCAUCGUGAAUAAUGAAUUGUGUACCAUUGCUAUAUCAUGAUGCCUGUUAUUAUUUUAUACAUGAUAAUAUUAGACGACUUCGUAUACUUCAUUUAAUGUAUAGUUAUUAUUAUUAUUAUUAUGAAGUUUUAAAUGGAUUAAUUGUAUAAUGUCUAAAGAUCAAAAUUACAUUUACAGGGAGUAAACUGAUUUCAUUCACAGUAAAAUAUUUCUGUAUAUUUGUCUAAAAAAAACUUUUUUUAAGUUGGUUAUACUGUGUAGGUUGAUAGGUGCCAUGUCUGAGGGAAAGUAUGCUUACUUUCUCUAUAAUAGAUACUGCUUUAUGCCUUUUUUUUUUUAACAAUUUUGUUUUCUUGAAAGGUUUUGUAUCAUGUGAAUGUUUUUUUACACAGAGAAUAAUGAAUAAUUUUUAUUUUAAUCAAAGCAGAUGUUUAUAGUUUUUAAUUUAUUUUUUUCUAAUUCGGUUGUAUUAAGCAUUGAUGUUUUAAAAUGUGGAAGGAAGAAAUGAAGCUAUGAAUGGAAUCAGUUUAAAGUUGUAUAUAAUGUAUAUAUUACGUAGAAGAGAUCUUUUACUAUUUAAACAUACUUGUUUUAAAAGGCGUCUUAUAUUGCAUGUCAUGUACAGAAGUAGUUAAUCCAUUUUCUAUAAAUAUAUAUAUAAAUAUAUCAUUUCUCUAUGUACUUAUACUACUAUUAGCACUUCUUAGGUCAGUUUAUAUUCUAAGAUAUACAUAAUUAUUUGUAUACUUUAUUAUUAUUAACUACUUUAAAAUAUAAACCUUGAACUCUAGCAUGGUACAGGGACAAUGAUAUUUAUCUUUUUUUGAAAGGAAUUCUUAUGAUUGAUUAGACCAUUUUGAUCCAUCUAUCCACAUAUUCCUCGUUUGAUUAGAACUUGACAUUUGCCUUAGGAAUAUGUCUGUCCUAGCCAAUUGGUUAUAUAUACUAAGUAAGAAAGAAAUAUGGGGAAGAAAUAGUUCUUGCUCUUUUACAUUCAAAUUUUUAUCAGCUACAAGUACUUUUUGCUUUAAUGAAUGAAUUUGGCUAUAGUUAAAUCAUAAAAUUUCUUGACUUUUCCAAUUAUCUGUUUGUCUUGUCCAAGGCAAUUGGUUAUGUAAGCUUAGACUGAGAAAGAAAGAAGUAUGGGGAAAAAUUUGCACUGUUUAUUAAAAUAUUUAUCUAUUCUAAAUACUUUACUUCUUUAAUGAAUGAAUUUGGCUUUGGUUGUAAACUUGUAAUACAUCAUAAAAGUUCAUUAGUUUUCCAAUUCUCUGGUCUGUUGAUGAGGAAGAUACGUUGGUCUGAUAUUUAGUGAUAUGGUUGUCCCUGUCAAUAUUGCUAGUUUUAACAAACCGGUUAUGAAUGUUUUAUAAAUUAUCAUAGAGUCUAUGUACAUGUUUUAUGCCAAAAAUUUCUGACAAAAACUUUUUAAAAAUCAAUUUUUACCUCAAAUAUAUCCUUGUUAAUAGAUAUUUUAAAUGUAUAUGUUUAAUACUUUAGUAUUAAGUUAGAGAAAUGAACUAACCAGUCUGACUUGAUAUUUUAAAACACUUGUUUUUAAACACAUAUUGCUAAUGUUUUAUACACAGGGAAUGAUAGAACAAUUUUUAAAUUAAUCAAAGCAGGCACUUUUAAUUUAGUUAUAUUUACGAUGAAAUAUCUUUCUGUCUUUACAAAUGGUUUGAAAAUUGUAUUCUGGUUAGAGUUUUUAAACUUGAAAUCAGAUGAUCCUCAUUUAUCCAUUCUUUUUAAAAGAAAUUUGUUCAAAUUAUUACCUAAACACAAAAUAUCUUGUGUGAUUACAGUGUAUUCCUGACCAUUUCUCCCUCUCCAGGGAUCCCUUUUCUAAUGCCAGAGUAUUUGAGAUAAUUUCAUUAAUAAGAAUCAUCUGAUGAAUAGUUUAAAUCAGAUGGAGAUAGUAACUAAAUCUUAACAUAAGUUUUCUUUUUUAAGUUUAUAACUUCAGUCUUAAGACUAACUGAUGUAAUGGCAAACUUGUUCACAUAUGUGACAAAAUUUAAGAAAAAAAAUAGGAUAUUUUCUAUUCUAUGCACAUAAGUUCCUCUUGAUAGUAAGUCAGUUAAUUGUCUAUUGAAUAUUUUGAAGCAUUUAUAUAUAUAUAUAUAAAUAUAUAUAUAUACAUCAUUUAUUUGUAUGUUAAUAUAAUGUACCUUUUAUGUUUUAUUUUUAUUUUUGAGCAUCACUCAUCCCGAUAUUUGACAGUGUAACUAGUCCCGUGACAAUCAGAUAAGACGUUUUUUUUUUAUUGAACACAAGAGUUUAAAACAUUGUAUUUAGAAGUAUUUUAUUUCUGUUCCCUUCCCCCAAUCCCACCCCCCAAUAUCAAUUACUCGAUUCACCUUUUAUAGAUUGUUCACUGAUUAUUAUAAAUUCUCUACUUGAGCUACAUGCGUCGCCAAAAUUCUAAACCAGAAACUUUUAUUCAAUAGGUAGUUCAAACUGCCUGACCACUUGUAGACCACUGUGGUUUGAAAUUGGCAAAACAACACAGUGAUCAUUAUCUGUCACUGAUACCUAUUGGAGAUGUAGUAGAGUUGAGAUAUUUGGGAUAAAGAAAGACCAAUUAAUAAUCCUAGAACAAUCUAUUUUAGGGAAUAUGGUUAUUGAUAUUUGUCUGUUACUGCUGGAAUAUUGUCCUUCAAAUUGGAUUAUAUGAUAUACCUCGAUUUGACUUGAUCACUCGCUUUUACUUCUUCUUAGUAGGUAGAAUUUCAAUAUUUAACAACAUUGGUAGCUAAAUAAACUCAAAUGUCAACCAUACUGUCUCUAUCUAUUGAAGGAGAUUUUUAUUUUUGAUACAUAAUGGUAGAGCAGUAUGGCUGCUUUGAAUCAUUGUAUUUCAUGUUCUGCGUUGGUUCUCCAGGGUUUUAAUUGUAACAUAGAGACGAGAGACACACAGACAAUGAAAUGAUUUGUAUAAAUUCUUAAUGGCAAUUUGGAUCAACGGGUGAUUUGUGCUUCUAUGUACAUGUAUUUUGUGUAGACUGUCAUUAAUUAAUAAACUACAGUGUUUGUUAGAAUCA
Molecule: messenger RNA, 8365 nt
Organism: Patella vulgata (common limpet)
Lineage: Eukaryota; Metazoa; Mollusca; Gastropoda; Patellidae
Product: activin receptor type-2B
Exons: 5
Coding region: 297-1886 (529 amino acids)
Biological process (GO): cellular response to growth factor stimulus; activin receptor signaling pathway; protein phosphorylation
Cellular component (GO): plasma membrane; activin receptor complex
Molecular function (GO): ATP binding; activin binding; activin receptor activity
Source: RefSeq, a predicted model, not a curated record